UUGAAUGUUAUGUAAAGGAGGCAGAACGAGAGGGAGAAGAGGUGAGAACCUGCGCGGUUGCCAAUGGCAACGGUGUUUUGGAGGCUGAUCAUAAAGCAAGCGCAGUCUGCGUCGCAGCAAAGCAUUGUGGGCAAUCCGGACGCCUUACGCAACGCUUGACGAAGAGCUGAGGUGCAUUUGGAAAUAUAGAAACAUUAACGUUGGUUCUUCAUGAUGCUAGAUUUUAAAUGCUACGGAUUAAAACGACACUUGUGCUUCCCCACCCGACAUCCCAAAAACUAACGCACAAAGAGCGGCUUCGAACCGGGUGAACGAUGUCGCAGGCUGCGGAAAGGCUCAGAUUGUUGACCGGACAUCUCGAUCGGGCCCCCGCCGUGGUCGCAACACGGACGUCGGCUCCAACCUCCGCCCUUCACCCCCAUAAGUUCAGAUACACGCUUGAUAAUGACCUGCUGAAGCCAGAAGAGCGGCUCUUCUAUGAGCAAAAUGGAUUCCUCCUCGUCAAGAAGCUUGUGGCCGACGAGGCCAUCGACUUGUUCAGGAAAGAGUUUGAGCGCAUUUGCAAGCGGGAAGUCCGCAUUCCCGGUCUGAUCGUCAUGAGAGACAUCACCAUCGCCAAAUCGGAGUUUGUUCCCGAUCAGAAAGCCAUCACGAAAAUCCAAGACUUCCAGGAUGAUCCCGAACUUUUCCGCUACUGCUCCUUACCGCAGAUCCUAAAGUAUGUGGAGUGCUUCACCGGACCGAACAUCAUGGCCAUGCACACCAUGCUCAUCAACAAGCCUCCCGAUGCGGGCAAAAAAACAUCCCGCCACCCGAUGCACCAGGAUCUGCAUUACUUCCCGUUCCGCCCGGCUGACCGCAUCGUCUGCGCCUGGACGGCUUUAGAGCGGGUGAACAGGCAGAACGGGUGCCUGGUGGUCCUGCCGGGAACGCACACGGGAACGCUCAAGGAGCACGACUACCCAGAGUGGGAGGGCGGCGUGAACAAGAUGUACCACGGGGUGCGCGACUACGACCCACAACAGCCCAGGGUGCACCUGGAGAUGGAAAAGGGGGACACUGUUUUUUUCCACCCGUUGCUUAUUCACGGUUCCGGAAUGAAUAAGACGCAAGGGUUCCGUAAGGCUAUUUCUUGCCACUACGCCAGUUCCGACUGCAAUUACAUCGACGUGAAGGGAACCACGCAGGAAAACAUCGAGAACGAGGUGAAGGAGAUCGCCUCCAAGAAGCUCCCCGAGGCCGUCGGUAUCACCUUCCAGGACAUGUGGGCCUUCCGAGGGCGCCUGGUGAAGGGAGAGAAACGCAUCCUUUAAGACGAAAGACGACUGGGGAAAAUUGUGAGAGUAUUCAGAAGCAAUCGGAUGUCUUCACUUCACUUUAACCCUUCCAUGCACCAAUAAUGGUAACCUGAUAACAUGAUUGGCUGUCCUCUGUAGCGACCGCUGUCCCAGAAAGGGUUAAUGGUUGAAGAUCAAAAGUCUUUUAUUUUCCUUGAGAUAAUUUAGACACCCUUAUAAUUUCAGGGCGCAGUGUGAAAUUAGCCUCGCCGUAGCGCAGAGAUGUACCGACACACUUUGGUUUUGUUUCUUUUAGCUGCCUUUCACAGCUCGUAAAAACAGUUACCGUAUUUUCCGUAUGAUAAGACGCUUCAGAGUAUAAGGCACACCCCUUCAACGAAUGGCCUCUUUUAAAACGGUUUUAACGUAUAGGGCGCACCGUAUUAUAAGACGCAUAGAAGAGAAGCCACAUUAGCGGCUGCAGUUGCAUUAUCCAUCCACUAGAUGGAGCUACACAAAAGGAAUACAAUACAAUACAGUUUUAUUUGUAUCGAGUUUUCACAACC
Molecule: messenger RNA, 1843 nt
Organism: Hippocampus comes (tiger tail seahorse)
Lineage: Eukaryota; Metazoa; Chordata; Actinopteri; Syngnathiformes; Syngnathidae
Gene: phyh
Product: phytanoyl-CoA 2-hydroxylase
Exons: 10
Coding region: 315-1313 (332 amino acids)
Biological process (GO): fatty acid alpha-oxidation
Molecular function (GO): phytanoyl-CoA dioxygenase activity
Source: RefSeq, a predicted model, not a curated record